Molecule: messenger RNA, 459 nt
Organism: Oppiella nova
Lineage: Eukaryota; Metazoa; Arthropoda; Arachnida; Sarcoptiformes; Oppiidae
Source: the annotation of a GenBank genome assembly
AUGUCGACCACAGCAUCCAUAACAGCGCCGACGAUGUCGGCCACGGAGACGAUGACGACAACAGCGGUGGUGUCGGACGUGAGGGACGGCUCCUCCGGCUCGUCAUCGCCUGUACUCCGACUGCGACUCAAAGCGCACCCGAAGUCGUCGGACAGUCGGCUCCAGAAGAAAGUGUCGUUCACUGACUCGACGGUCGACAACGAGGGCUUGGGUCGCAAGAAGUCCAAGUGUUGCUGCGUUUACCAGAAGCAGAAGUUCUUCGACGACAACAGUUCCACCGAUUCGGACGACUCGGACGACUGUCCCGAAAGUGAUCACUGUUUCGGCCAUAAGAAGAGACCAGUGAAUGGUCGCAAAGCGGUUCACCACAAGCACGACGCCGACUGCGCCGCCGCUGCCGAUCCGAUCGAUGAGGACAUGGAUGUGGAGGACGGCGUCAAUGGUGUCGUCAGCAACUGA